This is a messenger RNA of Cuscuta campestris, 3799 nucleotides long. The record is from the annotation of a GenBank genome assembly. NCBI's taxonomy places the organism in Eukaryota, Viridiplantae, Streptophyta, Magnoliopsida, Solanales, Convolvulaceae.
GUGGUUUUUACCUUAAUGAAGUGGUUUUUAAGUUUUUAUACUUGGUUUCUACAUAAAAUACAUUGUAUAUGAGUUUACAACACUUGGUUUUCAUUUUGGAGAACUUUGGUUUUUGACAUCGGUUUUCGGCGUUGGCUGCCAAACCAUGGUUUACUCAUAUUCUACUCUUUAAGAGCCUUACAUUGCAUCAUUUCAUAGCCUUACAUUGCAUCAUUCCAUAAACUUUUUACAUAGCUUUUUAGAGCCAUUUCUUGAGGAAUUGAGUGUGUUCUUGAUCUAAAUUAGUUUACUCAUAUUCUACUCUUUAAGAGAGUUUUUGUUCUUGAGUGGUUAAGUGUUGUGAACACUUUAAGGGAGGUUUGUUCCCUUGGUUGUACGAUGGAAGGGCAUAUUCCGUCGGGUUGAAGUCUUGGAGUGCGGUAUCUCCGAGCAAGUGUAUUGAGGCUCGUGGGACUCGAGUUCUCAGGUUGUAACGGUUUGUUAAGCACCCGUAAGCUUAACGGAAGUAGUGUAGCUCGAGAGAGUCUCUCAGGAGACUGGACUAGCCACACAUUGUGGUGAACCAGUAUAAAUCUUGGUGUGCUCCCUUUACUCCUUUUUAUUCCGCUCUUUACUUUAUCCUUGCGAUUUUUAUUCCGCGAAAAUUUAUAAACAUUCUCGUGCCUCACUAUUCACCCUCCCUCUAGUGAAGGGCACCUAUUCUAACAAUUGGUAUCAGAGCCCUACUCUCUACAAGCCUUAACCGGUUGAGAGAACGAUCUACAUUUUUUGUUGAGAAUGUCGUAUGCAGGAUUAAGCGAAGGACACUCCACCACUAGACCUCCACUCUUCGAUGGAACAAACUACACUUAUUGGAAGGAGCGAAUGAGGAUUUACAUUCGGUCAAUCAACNUUUUUUGUUGAGAAUGUCGUAUGCAGGAUUAAGUGAAGGACACUCCACCGUUAGACCUCCACUCUUCGAUGGAACAAACUACACCUAUUGGAAGGAACGAAUGAGGAUUUACAUUCGGUCAAUCAACUUCCAACUGUGGUUAAUCAUCAAAAAUGGUGAGACGAUGCCAAUGAAAAAGGUUGGUGAAACCACCAUCCCAAAGAAGGAGGAAGAAUAUGAUGCUGAAGACAUCAAGAAGGUAGAAGCUUUUGAAAAAGCUAAACACGUGAUUUUUUGUGCAAUUAACCCGGAUGACUACCGGAAAAUUUCUUCUUGAUCCACCGCAAAAGAAAUGUGGGAUCAGCUUGAAGUGACAUACGAAGGUACGCCUCAAGUCCGUGAAGCUAAAAUUGAUUUUCUAACCCAUGAAUAUGAGUUGUUUAAAAUGAAGGAAAUUGAAAGCGUUGAUUAAAUGUUCGACCAAUUUUUAAAGAUCAUCAACGAUCUCCAUGUCCUUGGUAAAACAUACUCGAACAAAGAUCUUGUUCGAAAAAUCCUUCGGAGCUUAACAUCAGAAUGGCGUUCAAAAGCCGAUGCCAUAUAUGAGUCAAUUGGUAACACCAAUGUCACCAUCGAGGCUCUUCGAGGUAAUCUUAAAACUUAUGAAUCUACUGUUCUUAAACCUUCUCUUUACAAGAGUCCCGGUCUCGCUCUAAAAGCCUCAUCCUCAAAAAGGGUAGAGGUAAGUGACUCCGAUAGCGAUGACAAUAAUCCUUCUUAUAACUUGCUCGAGAAGUUCCAAGAGUUUUUGAAGGAAGAACUUAGGUCCCGAGAUUGUAAAAGAAAGGGAGAACCCAUUCCAACGUGCUUUGGUUGUGGAGAACUUGGCCACAUAAAGCCAUAUUGCCCAUACCGCAAAGAAAAAAAGGAAUGAACAUACAUGGCAUGGGAUUCGGAAAGUUCUGGUGACGAAACGGCCACCUUAUGUCUUAUGGCUCAUGAACGAAAUGGAGAGGUAAGUACUUCUAACUCUUUCUCAUUUGAAGAAUUACAAGAAGCCUUUCAAGAAUUAUUUGGUGAAUUCAAGAAAACUUCAAAAAUUGCCAAAGAGGCUAAGGCAAAAAUUCAUGCUUUGGAAGAGGAAAUUAAAUUUUUGGAAAAUGAUAAUUUUGACCUCAAAAAUAAAAUUGAGGCAAUGAAUGAAGAUUCUUUCUUUGACCAAAGUUCUACUUGUUCCUCUUGUGAGUCUUUAAAAGUAGAGAAUGUAGAACUUAAGAGCACCAUUGGAAAAAUUAGGGUAAAAGAGCCUAAGAAACUUUUUCAAGAAGUUAAGAAUGAUAGACCACCUAGAAGAACUAAUAAUCCUAGGGAUAACAAAAUUCAUUUUAGAAAGAAUAAAAGUAACAAGAUAAGACAACCUAGAAUUGACUAGGAUUUUUACAAAUGGUAGAAAUAUUUUGAGACAACCUAGAAACGAGUCCAGAAAUUCAGUUAAUAAUUCUAGAAAUGAUGAUUUUAGAUCACCUAGAAAGUUUUUGGCUCCACCUAGACAUAUGCAUAAUACAAAUGUAGUUUGUCAUUAUUGCUCUAAGAUAGGACACAUAGCACCUGUUUGUUUUACCAAACAUAAGGAUUUGUUUUAUAGCUAUGAUUAUUAUUUUCCUAACCCUCAAGGACCCAAAAGUUUUUGGGUACCUAAAAAUUAUUAUUAGAUGCAUAUGUAGGUGUGUUUGAAGACUACAUUUGUGUAGUGGAUGCUCCAAGCACAAAAUCUAAUUAUUUGCAUCAAGGGGAGUUUGGGGGGAAUUGUUUUGCUAUAAACAUGGCAUCAGUUUCAAGGGGAACAUACAACAAUGAUGUUUUGUAUCAAACAUCAAUGCUCAGGGAGUAUUUUUUUAAAACUUUACUCAGUGCUUUUUGCUAAUGCCAAAAGGGGGAAAUGUUUGGGUAUAUGCAACAAGUGAGGGGGAAUCUUGGUUUCAAAGACGUAGGGGGAAUUACUAUUACUCUCUCUUUGAAAACCCAACUUGGCCUGCAUAUCCCCUCCUUGGUUUGUCAUUAUCAAAAAGGGGAAAAUUGUUGGAAAACAUUUUCACUUUGACAUUUUGCUAAUGACAAUAUUUGUUUCCAUUUGGGUUUUGAUAUUGACAAACCAAGGAGGGGAUAUGCAGGCCAAGUUGGGCUUUCAAUGAGAGAGUAAUGGUAAUUCCCCCUACGCCUUUGAAACCAAGAUUCCCCCUCACUUGUUGCAUAUACCCAAACAACAAGUUCUCCUCUCUAGUAAACACUAGAGGCAUACACAAUCAUCAAGGAGCAACCUUGGAACAACAACAAUCAACUAUUCACCAUAAAAUGGAGUAAAAACUCCCAAAAAUACGGGUCCAAGAACACAGCUAGAAGACCGCCUUCCGGGCACCAUAACGAGAAACUGACUGUGGCAUAUGAAAAGGAGUAUGUGAGGAACAACAUACUAAAAUUUGAGCACGAUCGGACUUUGUUUGGCCUUCGAUCUGGAGGUAAAAAGUUGCUGCUGCACAAAGUGACGAAAAUUCUGUUUCUCCCCUUUUUUCUUGCGUUUUUGCUACUGCUUUUUUUCUUUGCUAGCUACUGCCUUCUCCUCCUCAAGUUGCUGCCUUAUCCUUUUUUUGGUUAGUAGCUACACAACACAAAAAAAUGGGCCACCAAAAAACAUUUGGGCUAAAACUUUACACACACAAAAUAAGCCCAAAUAUAAAAUAGAUGUAAAGUAUUGUCCAAUUUAAAAUUAGACACUUCCUCCAUGUAGGAGGAAUAUUUCCCAAUAGAGUUAAUUGUUGGAAUUGUUGAUUUGGAUGUUGAACUUGGUAUGGGUUGUGUUGGGAUGGAUUCCCAGCCGGUUUCUAGCGAGUCACAGUGGCGGUCCGCCGGCAGUGACGGUAAGCGUGUUGG